UAUAAGAGGGUGUGUGUGAGUGUGUAUACGAGCUCUGACAGCAGGAGUGGUGCAGCAGCAGCAGGAGCAGCAGCAGAGGGAGAAUGGUCAGACAUAUGUUCUCUCAUCUCCUACUACUCUGGUCACUCAGCCAUGACCUGCACAUAACUGGACUGACGUAUCACAAGCCAAAGGAGCAGUCCUGGAACAACCAGAACCUCUAUUCUGUCCCUCUGGAUUUGGAUGCAAAGCUUGGGAGACUGGACCUGUCCAAUAACUUCAUCAGACAGUUGCACACACUUGCUCUGCCAUACUUGGAGCAGCUGGACCUGAGCUCCAACCAGCUGGAUCUCAUCUCCGAAGGGGCUUUUGAAAACCUGGCUCGACUUGAAGAGUUGAAUUUGUCCAGAAAUGCGCUGAACAACAACCUUGGCAGUAACAGCAAAGCCCUCCAAUCCAUCAGUAGACUGAGGACUUUGGACAUAUCAAUGAACGGUUUGAGCGAUGAUGCGGUGGAACGGUACCUUCGAAACAAAUCUACUCUUGAUGAACUAAAGAUGACUGGCAAUGCUUUAACAAGACUUUCACCCAACUUGUUCAAGGAGAGUAAAGGUUUGAGGUCCAUUACUAUUGAUGACAAUCAGAUAUCAGUGAUAGAACAGGGGACAUUUGAACCAUUGAGCCGGUUAGAGAUGCUAAACUUGGCCGGCAACAACCUCGCGCAUAUCUGCGAUUUUAAAUUACAUCAAGUUAAGUUGCUGAAUCUCAGUAGGAAUUCAGUUGAGUUCUUUGUCACACCUGAGGACGACCUGUUGUACAGGCUUGAAAUUCUUGACCUGAGUCACAACAAACUCCUUUACUUCCCAAUUGUUCCAAAAAUCAACAAUCUGAAGUAUCUUCAUUUACAGAAUAAUAUGGUUGGUGCCUUAAAUUCAGAGGCUACAAUGGUAUCAGAGGCCAACGCUCUUUAUAAUGAGAUUAUAAAAGAAAGAACUGUCAGAAAAAAUAACCUGCACUCAAACUGGAGGCUGAUGCCACUGAUUUAUAUUGACCUGAGCUACAAUCACUUCAGCUCUUUCCCUCUGGAGACUCUGAGCCUUCUCUCAUCUUUAGAAACUCUCAAUUUCAGCUACAACUGUCUGCAAAACAUCAUCUGGAAUGUGAGAAAUGAUAAUGAGUCAGGAAGCCAUCGGCAGCUUUUCUUCCCCUCCUUAAAGCACCUUGACAUGCAAAGCAACGGACUUGUAUAUAUUUCCCCAUUUUUUCUAAAUGCGCUCACGCGAAUAGAAACAUUAAACCUACAAGGCAAUUCUGUGCAACCUUGUGCCUCUACGGAGCACUUGCAAAGCCCUCAGUCAACACGGAGCAUGAAUCUCAACACAUCCUGUGUUGUCUUUGAGCAGUUAAAGACUCUUAAACACUUAAAUCUUAAAGACAACAACAUAGAAAUGCUCCACGCCAACACAUUUCAAAAGACAGCUUUGGUUUCUCUAAACCUUGCUAGAAAUUCACACAUGGUAAUGCAAGUAGAUGCAUUGGAGGGUGUGCACAAGACUCUUCAGUCCUUGAUUAUCAGUGAAAUAAACAUGACUAGCUCUGAUCUAUCUUUACCUUGCAUGCCGGUGUUGACUCAGCUGAACAUAUCCAACAACCACCUAAAUGCGGUACCCAGCAGUCUGAGCUGCUCUCCUCUGACAGAAAUCGACAUCAGGAAUAAUCUUUUUGUGUCUUUGAACCAUUCUUUGAUCCUUGCUAUGUCUGCUCACCUCAAUCAAAUGUAUAUCAGUGGAAACUAUUUUAACUGCUGUGACAGUGAAUGGCUGACAGUGGUGCAUGAGUUAAAGAUAAAACUGCCUGAUAUCAGUGACACGGUAUGCUUUACAAGGGACAGAAACAUUGUGAUGACAGGAUAUCUGAAAAACAUGUCAGUGUAUUGUUUGUUUCCUCCAAAAGCACAGGACACUCACUUUGGACAAAUGGUCAUAAUUGUUUUAUUUGUAUCUGUAAUGUUAACAGUGUUGAUCAUAUUCACCAGGAACAUGUGUUGCAAAGACAGAUCAUUUAUAGUGUGAGCUCUAAAACUGAAUCAUUAUUCUGUACAUAGUUCUAUAUAUAGAAAUGGUUACAUAAAGUAAGCCGACCAAAUACACCGGAGAGUAAAGUGCAGUAACUGAAGCAUAAUUCCUGUGAGUUUCAGUGUGCAUGGCCCAUUUUCCUAUGAACAGAAGUGGGCUUAAUGGCUGCUCAGACUGCGAAAACAGACUUUUAAUUAAGAAAGUGCAGUAAAAGCUUCAUCAUCUGACGCAUCAUUCUAUUCUCAUUUCCAUUCAAGCUCCAUUCAGGCUUUUUCUCAUGACUGCCCUGCAUAUUACUGGUUUGUAGGACAUGCAUGGUGCUGUGCGAGCCGCACAGCCAAAAUGUUGUAACUGAAAUUGGCCAUAUCGAUUCCCAGGCUGUUUGGUGACGGUGCGUGCCAAAUUCACUAAUCAGGCGGAGAAUUUUUGCCCAUCCUUCAUUGUGAAAUGUUUGUUCGCGACGAAAAGUUUAACCUUGGCUCAAAUUUUUAUGACGUCUGUGAGGCCUUGCACAACAUUCCCAGAAUCUGGACUGAACUCUUGAACAAUUCAACACACCAAUAAGGGACCUUGUACGGCUUUCUGUAUACACAUAUGUAUACCAAAUAAAAACAGCUUAUUUGACAGUGUUUAUAUACAACUCCGACUCCCAAAACGUUGGGACGCUGUGGAAACAUAAAUAAAACAGAAUGUGAUAAUUUGCUAAUCCUUUUUGACAUAUUCUCAAGUGAAAACACUACAAAGACAAUAUAUUCAAUGUUUUACCUCAUCGACUUCACUGAUUUUUGUAAAUA
Chelmon rostratus (copperband butterflyfish) is the source of this 2848-nucleotide messenger RNA. RefSeq names its product transforming growth factor beta activator LRRC32-like. Gene Ontology annotation, molecular function: protein binding. The record is from RefSeq and is a predicted model, not a curated record. The coding region runs from base 84 to 2051 and encodes 655 amino acids. Gene Ontology annotation, cellular component: extracellular matrix. The transcript has 2 exons. NCBI's taxonomy places the organism in Eukaryota, Metazoa, Chordata, Actinopteri, Chaetodontiformes, Chaetodontidae.